This is a messenger RNA of Anoplopoma fimbria (sablefish), 979 nucleotides long. RefSeq lists its product as uncharacterized. Gene Ontology annotation, molecular function: protein binding. The transcript has 6 exons. The record is from RefSeq and is a predicted model, not a curated record. Lineage: Eukaryota; Metazoa; Chordata; Actinopteri; Perciformes; Anoplopomatidae. Bases 4 to 903 code for a protein of 299 amino acids.
AAUAUGUGUAACUGGAAAAUGAGGGUUGUUCUUCCUUUGCUGUUGGUGCUACUCAGUCAGUGCGGGUCGGGGGCUCAGGGGGAGGAUGAAGGUCUCGGCGAGGUGGGUGCGAUCAGAGAGUUUCGGGAGACAGCUCCAAGAGACACAGCUGAGGAAUCGAUCGAGCAGACCACAAAGCCAACCACCCCUGACAUCUGGGCGGAAGUGAGGGCUCUGAGAGACAUGGUGCUGGAGCUUAGGGUGCAUGUUCAGCUGCUGCAGAAAGACAAUCCCGCAAAGACAGACUUGCCAACCAGACUGUUUAACAGUGAGACUAAACUUCUCCAACUGGAGAAAGAAAAUGCAGUCAAAGAAACUAGACUGACUGCCACCGAGAUCAAAACAAGUGACCUAGAAGGAGAGAAUGCAGACCUGCAGACCAGACUGAGCAGCAGUGAGAGAGAACUUCUAAUUAGCAAGUCCAGGAUUGACCAGUUGGAGAGAGUAAAUGCAGGGCAAUCAAAGGUGGCCUUUUACACGGCUCUUACUGAUGCAGGAUAUGUUGGACCCAACAACGCCGACGUCACACUGAAAUACAGCAAGGUCUUCACCAACAUCGGCAAUGCUUACAGUCCAGAUACAGGUUUCUUCACAGCACCAGUCAAAGGGGCCUACUAUUUCCAAUUCACUAUGUGUGGUCAUCACACAGGUCUUAUGGGUGUAUAUGUGUACAAGAACAACCAAAGGAUCAUGUUUAACGUGGAGUGGAAGGAAGAAAUGCUUUAUAAGUACUUCACCAACUCUGUUGUGUUGGAGCUGAAUGCAGGAGACAAAAUUCACCUGGUUCUCCCAUCAACCCAUUCGCUCUAUGACGAUGGAGAUAACCACAACACCUUCAUUGGCACCCUUCUCUUCCCACUGUAAGGAUGUCGUUUAGGCUGCUGUGUGAUUCAUUUGUCACGAAAUAUCAAAUAAUAUUAUUCUGAAUCUGGCUUGCUUU